CAUUUCUUCCCUUUCCUCCUCCGCCUCUCUUUCUCUCCUAUCCAUUAAGCAACUACAUCCACCAUGCUGUCUACUGUUCCGGCAGCCUUCUUCUCCUCCCCAGAUUCUAUGCUGGGAAACCCUUUUCCAUUCUCCUCAAACGGCUCCACACCAGGGGACUGUUCUGAACUCUUUCUUGCCACUGUUGAUGAAUCGAAGGAAUUGAAUCCAAACCCUGUCAACAAUAACUUCAACUCCGAUGACCCAAAUCCGAGCAUUAUUUCUGUUGUUGAUGAGAGGAAACGGAGGCGUAUGAUAUCGAACAGGGAGUCGGCCAGAAGGUCACGCAUCCGAAAACAGAAGCAUUUAGAAAAUCUAAGAAACCAGGUGAAUCAACUGAGAGUCGAGAAUCGAGCACUGAUGAAUCGGUUGCACUCUGUUUUAUACCAUUAUCAGAGUGUACAAAGGGAGAACGACCAGCUCCGAUCUGAAUAUAGUGUACUUCGACAAAACCUGUCGAAUAUACGCCAAAUUUUGAUGUUAAGACAACUUCAGCAAUUCACGUCUGCAUGGCCAUGUAAUAACAUAAACACGACCGAACAAACCAUAUCACCAUUGGUGACAACAUAAUAUAUUAUAAAAUAAAUCAUUAAUUCGCUUAAUAAGUUUGAACUGCAGGGAAUUUAGAAUUAAGAGUCUCCAUCGCUCAUCUGUGCAAGUGAAAAAUUAGGUCUUAAAAGAUCUGGAUUAAUGGUGGGAUUUUAGUGAUCUUUGGAAAAAGAGUGGUUUUGAUGGAACCGGAUUGGGUUUACUGUGGGGUGUACAAGCCAGUAAGUGUUGGUUAUCAUUAGAGCUUUUUUUCUUUUUCUUGUUUUUGUUUUUUAGUUAAAGCUCUAUAUUUUUAAUAUGUAAAUUUGAAUCUCUCUGUCUCUCUCUUUCUCUACAUUUUCCACAAAAGAAAAAAAGUCCAUUUCUUUUGACGUACUAGUCCCACCUGCCUUGUCCAAAUAAUGUAAGAUCCAAUGGUUGAUGGAAAAAGAAAAUAAAUUCCUUCA
Manihot esculenta (cassava) is the source of this 1034-nucleotide messenger RNA. Its product is annotated as basic leucine zipper 4. The transcript has a single exon. Gene Ontology annotation, cellular component: nucleus. The coding region runs from base 64 to 609 and encodes 181 amino acids. Gene Ontology annotation, biological process: positive regulation of DNA-templated transcription. The record is from RefSeq and is a predicted model, not a curated record. Gene Ontology annotation, molecular function: DNA-binding transcription factor activity; transcription cis-regulatory region binding. Lineage: Eukaryota; Viridiplantae; Streptophyta; Magnoliopsida; Malpighiales; Euphorbiaceae.